Molecule: messenger RNA, 1662 nt
Organism: Limulus polyphemus (Atlantic horseshoe crab)
Lineage: Eukaryota; Metazoa; Arthropoda; Merostomata; Xiphosura; Limulidae
Product: intrastrand cross-link recognition protein-like
Exons: 6
Coding region: 74-1255 (393 amino acids)
Biological process (GO): regulation of transcription by RNA polymerase II
Molecular function (GO): DNA binding, bending
Source: RefSeq, a predicted model, not a curated record
AUAGAUAUGUGAAGUUUGGCGUAUGUAAGAUAGUGAAGAGGAUUUGUAUGUUUUACAAAAUAACAUAAGAAUUAUGGCAGAAUAUGACUACCAGGGAAUGGCACAACACCAAGCAGCAGCGAUGGCCUCGGGUGGGAACUCCGCAUCCGGUAUCCAUCCUUCUAUGGCUCAGCUAUCGAUGUUACCAACAGGACUCAAUUUAUCAAUGAAUGCUGCUAAUCACUUGGUUGGUGCAGGACUACAGGGGUCACCCUUCGCAAAUAACAGUGGUUCCCAUCAUUUUCCUCAUAGUUCACAUCUCAUGACAGCUUAUCCAAGUGGUAGAAGUGGUGGCGGGAAGAUGAAGAAAAAGCCAAAGGUCAACAAAGAUGGCAUGCUUCCACCAAAACGUGCCACCACUGCAUAUAUUAAUUUCACUCAGUGGUAUAGAGAAGAGAUGAAGAAAUCGGGAAGACAGAUACCCAGGAUUGGUGAUUUUGGUAAAGAAUGUGCAGCCAAAUGGAAUUCUAUGUCAGAAGAAGAAAAGCAGCCUUUUCUUGAUGCUGCUAAUAAAGACAGAGAACGUUAUAGAAAAGAGAUGGCCAUCUACAAACCUGCUCGUGAUGCUAACAAACCCAAAAGACCAGGCACAGCAUUUAUGAUUUUUAUGAAAGAUUUUCGGAAGGAAAUGGCUGGAAGAGAGCCAGAGGGGGGUGUGGCAGCUUUAGCCAAAUUAGGAGGGGAGCGUUGGAGGAACAUGACUGAGGAAGAAAAACGACAUUAUGUUGAAAAACAGAAUGAAGCUAAAGUAGAAUAUGAACAGGUUAUGGAAGAAUAUCGUAGACAGCAAAGUGCUGAAAGUCAGCAAAUGGCUAAGCAGCCAAUGAUGAUGAUGAUGAUGCAGCAUGAAGAACAAGCCCGUACUGACACAGAUACCAAGGACACGGCUCGGUCUCCAUCAGGAAACUCUGCUUCAGCUUCACCGCCAAUUGCUAACUCAGUCAGUCCAGCACCUUCUGGUUCUUCUUCCAACAUGUCACCAGGUCUUUCUCCCAUGUCUUUGGCCCAGAUGACCCCAGCCCAUACUGCAGCUCUCCAGAUGGCCUAUGGUCAACCAUCAGUGGCUACUCUUCCCAAUUUCUCUCAUCUGGGAAACAUCCUGAAUACUCCUAUCAAUUAUACUCAGGCUCAUUCUGCUAACAGUUCACCAUACAUGGGUAACGGUAACAACAAUUACAACCAGUCACCGCAGUCUGGUCAAUACAGCUGGUCAUGAACAUCUCAUUAUGACAACUCUGAGGUUUAGAGGUCUCUACCAUAGAUGGGGACUGAGUUUAGUCUAACCUCUGUAGAGUGACACCUUGCUUCAGUGGUACAAGAUGGACUGGGAUUUCUUUGUUUGUUGGAUUUUUUACCUGUGAUGGUCUGGGCUGAUAUCCAUUGUAUUAUUUUUCAUUUAUAAUGUGCUGUUGAUGUGGCUAUUCUAUCUUAACUAAAGAUACAUUCUGUUUUCUAAUGCCUUUAUACAUACAUAUAUAUAUAUAUAUAUAUAUAUAUAUGUAUAAAUAUGUAAAGAUAGACUUCUUUUAUCUAAGUACUGAGGUUUUAUGGCAAAUGUAUGUAAUAUCCUUUUGUAUCCUUUUUUUCUUCUUCUUUUAACAUACUGUUGCUAUUCAAGAAACG